UUUCUUCUGCUCCUGUUUCACUGUUUUGUCCAAAACCCAACUCUUUUUUAUUUGCACUCUCUCUCUCUCUCUCUACAUAAAUUUCUACAUACAUACAGGUCCAACCAUAUCAAGUAUUUUAUCUCUUCAGUAACCCAUAUGUGCCUUUUAAUUCAUAUCUCUCUACCCAAUAAUCAAAUCCACCUCACAAAAGAAAUGAACCUAAUCAUAAACACAAUACUAUUCCAUAAAGGAAGAACCUUUAUUUGUUUACUUGGUCAGCAUUUCAAUGCUGCUGCUCUUCUGCAACCUCCAAAAGGGUACAAAAGUAAUAAAAAAAAGUUUUGAUUUAUUUUUUUCUCAAUUCUUUCUUCUCUUUUCCAUCUUGAUCCACUAGUCCUAGUUUUUUUUUUUUUUUUUCUGGUGCUUGUCUGGUCUGUCUCAUAGACUUCUCUCACCAAAAAGAAAAGAAAUAAAAAGGAAAAUCCCAAAUUUUUAACCUUUUUUUGUUCAAUUUCGAUUUUGUUGUUAAUGGGCACCCAAAAUCAAUCAAUUAUGUGGUGGCUUCUUUGGGGUUUCUUUAAGUCUUUUUUGGUCAGAGAGAUGGUUUCAUACAUAGGAAUAAGACUACCAACAUUAAACCUAAUCCCUUUGCCCUUUCUCUCUUCCUUCUUCUCAUCUCUCUCUGUCUCUCUCUCUUUUUUUCUUUUCUUCUUCUCGUUCUCGCUUGCUUGGUGUCUUUUCUGAUCUGUGAUUCCCAGAUUUUCACUGAACAGAUCCGAUGAACUCCUCUGCUGGCAAUGUCCGAUUAACCCUUAUGGAGGUUUUGGAGUUGCAAAAGGACUUGCAAGUCAAAAGAAGGAAACUGGAGAUGGUGAAACAAAAACGAUCGACUCUCAAGGCAGAAGUUAGGUUCUUGAGACGUAGAUACCAACACUUGAAUCAAGACCAAACUCUUGAAGCAUCUCCAAAGAUGUUGAGGUUGUCAGAAUCUGGUGGGGGUUUUGAGGUCCCAAGUGGUGAGAGAAAGAAGCACUCUAGUCUGAGAGCAUCUGUCCCUUGUUUUGAUUUGAAACAGAAGAAUAAAAUUUGCAAUGAGAAGGCAGCAUUGGCUAAGAAUGCAAGUUGUGACUUGGAAAAGAAGCUAAAAAGGAGCAGAAGAAAGGAUAUUUUGACUUCACUUCCUGACCUUAACGGAGAGGGAAACACUUCUGUCACCAACAAAGUCCCGGGCUUUGACCUUAACCAGAUUUCGAGAGAAGAAGAAGAGCGGGAAGUGAAUGGUGAAAAUAUGGUCGCGGAAGCAAUGAAGAAUGCAAUGCUUGAUAGCAGAAUCAGUGAUCUACCUGACAACAAGAGAAAGUUACCGAUUUGCGGAGAUGUGGAGAAAGAGUUACAUAGAGCAGUAAAGAGGAAGGUUACAUGGCAAGAUCCAGUGGCUUUAACUUUAAGUGUUUAAGGUUCUUAGUAUGUAAGUAGGAUUUGAUAUAAUGAUAUAACCCAAUGUGCACAUAUGCUUUACAAGUAUAUAUAGAUUAUAUAAGGUUUUGGUUU
Messenger RNA from Camelina sativa (false flax), 1533 nucleotides. RefSeq lists its product as uncharacterized. The record is from RefSeq and is a predicted model, not a curated record. Lineage: Eukaryota; Viridiplantae; Streptophyta; Magnoliopsida; Brassicales; Brassicaceae.